CGCUGGCCAGCAAGUCUAGCCACAGAGUCCGAUCCCGAUUUGUUUCGUUUCCCCAUCCUUGCGGCCGCUCCGCCGCCGCCGCCGCCCUCAGCUCCGGCCGCCGAGGUCACCGAUUCAGAUCCAGGUAACCCCCGCGCCGAGAUCCCUCCCCCGGUCCGUCCGCUCUCUCCCCCUCCUCCCGAUCGCUCGCCGCCGGCUCCAGAUCCGACCGAGAUCGCCCGUACGUCCCGUCGGACCCGAGAGAUGGACGCGAGCAGGCGCCAGAGCGGGAUCCAGCAGCUGCUGGCCGCGGAGCAGGAGGCGCAGCAGAUCGUCAAUGCGGCCAGGGCUGCUAAGUCGGCAAGGCUUAGGCAAGCGAAAGAGGAGGCUGAGAGGGAAAUAGCUGAAUACCGUAAACAGAUGGAGGAUGAAUUCCAGAGGAAGGUUGCAGAGAGCAGCGGUGACUCUGGUGCAAAUGUCAAGCGCCUCGAGCAGGAGACAGCGGCGAAGAUCGAACAGCUCAACCAACAGGCUGCAAGCAUCUCCCCAGAAGUCAUCCAGAUGCUUCUGAGGCAUGUCACCACCGUGAAGAACUGAGCCUUGCUGUGCCUGAGAAUACGAUCGCAAGCUUGUAUCAUCUGUCCAUUUAUUAUUUCGGAGAGCGUGGUGAGAAAUAAUUUGACUUGUGGCUGUAAUUCCUUGACCACGGAAUAAGCUGCUGCAGUAGAGCAGCAACCGUGCCUGGUACUAUCAGAUCUUGCAUUGUUUGGUAUAUUGGUAAAUAUUUUCUUCAUGUUCAAAUUUUGAACAAUACUAUCUUGUUGAGUCCCAA
This is a messenger RNA of Panicum virgatum (switchgrass), 811 nucleotides long. RefSeq names its product V-type proton ATPase subunit G 1-like. The record is from RefSeq and is a predicted model, not a curated record. Gene Ontology annotation, biological process: proton transmembrane transport. Gene Ontology annotation, cellular component: vacuolar proton-transporting V-type ATPase complex. The coding region runs from base 244 to 576 and encodes 110 amino acids. Gene Ontology annotation, molecular function: proton-transporting ATPase activity, rotational mechanism. NCBI's taxonomy places the organism in Eukaryota, Viridiplantae, Streptophyta, Magnoliopsida, Poales, Poaceae. The transcript has 4 exons.